AUGGCUGCUGUCUUCGUACCGCCGUCGCCCCAGACCUCUAUGAACAUGUCGACCCGUCGUCCACUCGCCAACGUGCCGAAUGCAACCAAUUCCCCUCACAGGACCGGACUCGUGCCGGCCAAACGAGUUCGGUCCAAUCAGCUCGAGACGUCUUACGGCCAGCCACCCCCGAAGAAGCAGGUGAUGGAAGCGGCGGAAAACGGUGCUCGUUCACCUACACAAAAUCGAUCGUCGGUAGUUCAGGGAACCGACUCGAAGCUCUUCGCCAGACGGCCUAACAAUGCCAACCCAAGUGCUUUUGAGAAGAAGCUUGUUGCUGCUCGCGACAAGGAACGCCAGCCACAAGUAAAAACCGUGAAGGGCGAGAAGCCAUCUGCUGAUACCUUGGAUACCAUUCGUCAAUGGCAACGCCACUACCGCAAGGCUUUCCCGCAGUUUGUUUUCUACUUCGAUAGUAUUCCUGACGAUGUUCGCCGCAAGUUUUCUCGUCAGGUCAUUGCCCUUGGAGCUCGUGAGGAGAAAUUCUUCUCCCGUCUAGUUACUCACGUUGUCACAUCGCGUCCUAUCCCUGCUGGAAUUCCUGCCACAAGUCCGACCGAAUUGGAGGCCUCCAAUGGCGCCAACGGCGAUGCUCAUGUGCAAACCGUCAACCCUUCAUUACUUGAAAAGAACACUAAUUCACACCUUUCGAAACAUGAUCCCCGUCACGACCAAGGAAGCAUGGAUGUCCUACAACGAGCUCGGCAGAUGAACAUGAAAAUUUGGGCCUUGGAGAAGCUACAACGCAUGAUCACCACGAUCAAUGAUGACGAUAUCGGUGGCCAGAAUAAUGAUGCUGUCAGAAGCAAGAACGCAGAUCCAACUAAAUCCAAAGGUUGGGCUGGACUAACUCCCCUUGAUCGCGCCCUCAUGCAAGAGCGGUUGAACGGACCUUCAGAUCGUGACCUGUUCUCAUCGAUGGAGAUGAUUGUCUUCAAGGGCCCCUUCCUCUACAUCCACGACAUGAAUGAAAAGACGAAGCCUGUCAUGGUUCGAGAAUAUCCCCGAGUUACCAAGCGUCAGGACGGAGCUUGGCCACAGUUCAGAAGCGCCCCGUUGGGCAAAUGCCCCUUCGUUGAUGAACCUCCAAGCAGAAAGGAAUACGACAGACACCGCAUGCGUCAGGCACAGAAAGAGAAGAAGGCGUCAGCAGCCAAGGCUGAGCCUCGUGCGAAGGUUUCCCAGACCGCUGUGGAACAGAAGCCCGAUACCAAAGUCGACGCAGAACCCACCAAUACUAAGCGUGAAGAGGAUAAAGAAUCUUCAAUGAAAGCGGAAAUCCCUUCAAAGCCCUUGCUAGACGAGACCCACGAACGCAAAAGCUCAGAAAGCUUCAUUCCACCACACUUUCCCCGGUCUGGCCCCUUCUAUACUGGUCGCGAACCUGCAGCGUCCGGUGUACAGCCAUCUAACGUCACAUCCGCCAUUCGAUCUCAGAUGAUCUCGUCCACUGCUGCUGCCCCAGGCGCAAAAGCAGGUCUGAGCAAAGAGGUCCAUGGCUUGAAGAGAAAGGUCCUUGAGAGGGGCACAGGCAGCAUUGCAAACGGAAACGGAUCUAUGGCUGCCCCCGAGCGUCCCAAUGGAUUGGCGAUGCAUCUCAAAUCUCAAAACAACCCCAAUACCAAAUCAAAGGCACCAGAGGCUCGUCACACUCCAGAGGAAGACUCUAAUCCAGGAGAAAGUGCCGGCAUGAAACGCCGUCGGGCUGACAGCCGCGAAAGCGAACCGAAGAAACCGGAACGGCGCAGGGAUCCGAAGCCAGGGUACUGCGAAAACUGCAGGGACAAAUUCGACGACUUCGAGGAGCAUACCUUGACACGAAAGCACCGCCGAUUCGCCCAAAAUGCCGCUAAUUGGGCAGACCUAGACGCCCUGCUUUUCGAGAUCCAACGACCUCUCAAAGAAGAGUACGGAUAUGAUAGGUGA
Penicillium pulvis is the source of this 1965-nucleotide messenger RNA. RefSeq names its product protein serine/threonine kinase activating protein nimO. The transcript is spliced from 2 exons. Gene Ontology annotation, cellular component: Dbf4-dependent protein kinase complex; nucleus. Bases 1 to 1965 code for a protein of 654 amino acids. Gene Ontology annotation, biological process: positive regulation of nuclear cell cycle DNA replication; regulation of cell cycle phase transition. The record is from RefSeq and is a predicted model, not a curated record. Gene Ontology annotation, molecular function: zinc ion binding; nucleic acid binding; protein serine/threonine kinase activator activity. NCBI's taxonomy places the organism in Eukaryota, Fungi, Ascomycota, Eurotiomycetes, Eurotiales, Aspergillaceae.